Messenger RNA from Closterium sp. Naga37s-1, 612 nucleotides. The record is from the annotation of a GenBank genome assembly. NCBI's taxonomy places the organism in Eukaryota, Viridiplantae, Streptophyta, Zygnematophyceae, Desmidiales, Closteriaceae.
AUGCUCUAUGCAUCUUGCUCUAUCAAUCCGUCCUCCCUCCACCUCCCUCCCCUUUGCAAUCCCUGCUGCCGCCUCACAACCUUGCCCUCUCACUUCUUCCUCCUUGCCCUCUCACUUCUUCCUCCUUGCCCUCUCCCACUCCUUCCACACACUUGUUCCUCCUUCCCGUUUCACCUAUCUUCCUCUCAAUUCCCUCCUUCUCCCCUUCCCAUCAAUCACUCCCCACUCCCGGCUCCAAUUCUCCCAGAUCCCCGCACCUCGUUGGAACAGCAGGGAAAUAUCCCCAGGGUGCCUGGCAGAGGGGGCAGAGGCAGAGCAGAGACAUGUAAUGGGGGGAGAGGCAGGCUGGGGGAUGGGAUGCCUGAUGGCAUGGUUGCGGAACGGGGUGAGGGACGAGAUGGCGAGCUGUUGGUAGCGGCUGGAGGUGAUGAUGAUGGGGAGGAGUGUGAACUGCGGGAGGAGGGAGAAGAGGAGGAGGAGGAGGGGGAGGAGGGGAGGGAGGGGGAGAAGGAGGAGGGGGAGGAGGAGGGGGAGGAAGAGGAGGAGGAGGAGGAGGAGGAGGAGGAGGAGGGGGAGGAGGAGGAGGAGGAGGAGGAGGAGGAGGAGGAGUAG